CUCCUUCGCUAUAAAAGGCGCGGAGCUGCUUCCAGAGACUCAGUCCGAGUCAGCAGCUCGCGCGUGUUCGGCUUUCAAGGAACGUACUGCCGAGGCAACCUCCGGGACAGCUCUCUCUCUCGCGCGCGCUGGAUCUUUCAGAACAGAGCCCCGAAGACACGCUCGCACAAGGCAGCCUACUGUAGUUCGACCCUGAAGGCAUCAGCGCCGCCAUGCACAGGCUCGUUUCCAUUGCCCUGCUAUUCCUGGGUGCCAGUUUGGCUGCUUCCCUCUUCCUUCCUGACUCUCUGGAGCUGAGGCAGCUGAUGCAACGCUACCAGGAUGAGCUGGAGCCCAACGGCACUAAAGCUGAUGCGCCUUUACGCACGCGCAGAGCCAUCAAGUGGUCAGACAGAGAGGAGAUCCUGCAACUGCACAACAAGCUGAGAGGAGAGGUGUACCCGACCGCAUCCAACAUGGAGUACAUGAUUUGGGACGAUGAACUGGAAAAGUCAGCGACCUACUGGGCAGAACAGUGCCAGUGGGAACAUGGACCUAAAGACCUACUGAUGUCCAUCGGCCAGAACCUGGCAGUGCACUGGGGAAGGUACCGCUCUCCGGCCUACCAUGUGCAGGCCUGGUACGACGAGGUGAAGGACUACACCUACCCUUACCCUCAUGAGUGUAACCCCUGGUGCCCUGAGCGCUGCACUGGACCCAUGUGCACCCACUACACACAACUGGUCUGGGCCACGACCAAUCGCGUGGGCUGUGCUGUACACACGUGUCCACGUAUGAACGUAUGGGGAGAAAUCUGGGAGAACGCCAUCUAUCUCGUCUGCAACUACUCACCCAAAGGGAACUGGAUCGGGGAAGCCCCGUACCAACACGGCCGACCCUGUUCCCAGUGUCCACCAAGCUAUGGAGGAAGAUGCAGAGACAACCUCUGCUACAAAGGAGACCCUGAACGUCACGAGUCUCCAGAUAUGAAUGAGGUGGAGAGGCCACAGGAGCCAGUGCAGCCUCGAACUACUCCAACCAAGCCUCAGCCCAAACCUUCAUUGCCCCAAAAACCUGCAAAUGCCAAACCAAGAGCUAGCUUUCUAGCACAAAAUAUUAAGUGUGAGACAAAAAUGAGAGACAAAUGUAAAGGAGCAGCCUGCAACAGGUACAACUGCCCAGCAAACUGCUUGAAUAAGAAGGGGAAAGUGUGGGGAACACUGUACUAUGAUGUUCAAUCGAGUAUUUGCCGUGCUGCUAUCCACUAUGGAAUAAUUGACAACAAUGGAGGCCUUGUGGAUGUUACAAGAAAAGACAACUUCCCAUUCUUUGUAAAGGCAACCAAAAAUGGUGUCGAGUCUUUCAGUAAAUACAAACCUGGCAAUGCCUUCACAGUGUCCAGAGUGGAAGAGCAAACAAUAGACUGCUACACGACAGUGGCUGAGAUUUGUCCCUUCAAAACAUCCACCUCUCAUUGUCCAAGAGUCUUCUGCCCGGCUAACUGCAUAAACGAACCUUCAUAUUGGGCUCCAGUGGUGGGCAGCAACAUCUACGGAGAUGGCUCCAGUAUCUGUCGAGCAGCUAUCCACGCCGGGGUGAUCAAAGCCAGCGGUGGCUAUGUGGACCUCCUGGCUCUGGAUAAGAGGAAAAGCUACACCGGGACCUUGAAGAAUGGCAUCCAGUCCGAGAGUAAAAGCAAUACAGAGGGUGGUUCGUUCCGUGCCUUCGCUGUUAGAGAGUGAGACGCCACUGAUGGGACAUGAACCAUCACCAGUUUGCUCUCUAAUGUCAGGAUGUAUCAAAUGAAAUGCAACUUUUGAACAAAAGAGACAUUUACAGAAGACCAAAGGAUCUAUCAGAGUCUACUAGCUUAAUCCAUGGCCUUCCAAAGGUUUUAUAUUCAAUUGUGAAUAAGAUUUUUGACCACACAUGCAGCUCUUAACAAAUCGCAGUGUGGUAGAAAUGGUAUUUUAACAGCGGUGCUGGUUUUAAUCGUUGUUGUUUUUUUAAAAAUCAUUUAAGUCAUUUUUAUUUUUUUUAUACAUGCAAAAUGUCUAAUUUCCAUACAAAAUGCAUACUGAUUACACUGUAUUUAAUCUGUACAGAUAUUUUGUUGAUUUAUCAGGCCUGUUGUGUGUUUCUCCGUUUUUAGUUUUGCUUUAUUUCCUAAAUACUUUUUGGAAGUUGGAGCUGGAAAAGAAUAGUUGCGUCCACUUAGUAGUAGUUGCUUUAAGAAUAAUUUUUCCCAAAAUUCGCGAAAAUUACAAACCUCGUAUAAAAAUAUAACUCAGAGCUCAGAGCUCAUGGUACGUCUGUCUCUAAAAAGUUUAUGCUUUAUUGUUAAAAAUCAAUUUCUCUAUGAGGAAAAUGAGUGGGAUUUUUACUUCCGGAAACUUUUCCGCUCUGCUGCAAUAGUAGUUGAGUGUGUGCAGUUCAUUUGGGGGGGGAUUUAUUGGACCUGAAGUGGGCGAACAGAUGCUUCGCAGAGAAAUGGCGAAGAAAAAGGGGCAAACCUCCAAGCAAAAGAAACCUUUCCUUCAUAAUGCAUGCGAGCCUUCCAGAGUCAACAGUACUCAGAUAUUAUGGUAAAGGUGCAAAAACAUUGAAACAAUGUUCAGUCCCAGGAGGAUUCAGAGUCACCGAGUGCGUGUUUAAGCUCAUCUUUCAUUAUGGUACCUUCAUUUUUGUUAUUUAUUAUUAUGCCUCCUUCCCUGCUCAGAACUGCAAAUUCUGUGGAACGGAACCAAAUUUUUAUGAACGAGACGCGUGAUAUGUGCUCACUUGAGAAUCGAACGUCUCUCAGCGUCUAACAUGUUCCUGUUUGGUUAAAUGCUAGACACAACCCAGAGCUUGUCAUUUCUGCCAAAAGCAAUUUCAUUAAGUUUAACUGAAUUUUAUUAUUUUGCACGAAGUGAAACUCGUGCGCCACGCCGACAGAACAUCAGUUUGUUUAAACCACUUUAUACUGCAACAUAAUAAAAAGGUACUUGCUCUAAAAGCCAUGCCUCUGAGGAGAAAGAGACUGUAUAUCAACAGCAUGUCCACUUCUUAUCUUAUCUGUAUACCUCUUAGUUAGUGUUCAGAGUCCAGAAUUAAAUUUUAAUGUAGAUGUUCUUAUGAAGUAAUCCCUUUGAAGGCUUCCGUUUUGCUGCUUUUUAAUUUUCACCUACUUUUAAUUUCUUUUUAGCUUUCUUGAAUCGUUACCUCAGUUUCGGCGAUAUAUAUUUGAGUGUCGAUGUCUUUAGGAAAAUCAUAAAUGUUUGUACAGUGCAAUGGUUUGUGUAAAUAUUCAGAUCCGUGCUUCGUUUUCAAGUCCGUAUUGUAAAAGUAUGAAAGUGUAUGUCAUCUGUGCCUUUUUAAAGCCAGAGGAUAAUUGUUUUUGCACAAAUGUAAAAUUAAGACUAUAAAAUGUAUGAUAUUAA
Puntigrus tetrazona (Sumatra barb) is the source of this 3401-nucleotide messenger RNA. RefSeq names its product cysteine-rich secretory protein LCCL domain containing 2 (gene crispld2). The transcript has 15 exons. The record is from RefSeq and is a predicted model, not a curated record. Bases 213 to 1721 code for a protein of 502 amino acids. NCBI's taxonomy places the organism in Eukaryota, Metazoa, Chordata, Actinopteri, Cypriniformes, Cyprinidae. Gene Ontology annotation, cellular component: extracellular region.